Amoebophrya sp. A120 is the source of this 2928-nucleotide messenger RNA. The record is from the annotation of a GenBank genome assembly. NCBI's taxonomy places the organism in Eukaryota, Dinophyceae, Syndiniales, Amoebophryaceae.
CCCGACUUCACGUUUGGACGGACGAUGAGCGAGAACAACGUGAUUCAAUAACACAUCUAUGAUGGACAUGUAAAAAAAUGCAAUGUUCGUCUGAAGAUCUGCGUCUGACUGAGUCAUUGAUUUGCCCCCUUGGUUUACAUGUAGUUAGCCACAACCCACGGUAGUGCACCAGUCUGUCUUCUAAGAACGUACGAAGAUGCCGGCGCUUUUUGGUCGUUCCCCCGGUAGGACCGACGCCAGCGCCAUGGAUACCUCCGUCGACACCAAAGGCUCGGCAACCGUGAUCGGUCGCACGAGUGCAACGAAGCGGCCGGACGCUGCAACGGAGGCAAUCGGCACCAUUCCUGCGGACGCUCUAGUAGUUGAAAACCUAGAAGCGCAAACGCCUGCGUCUUCUGCUAACGAAAGCCAAACGCUCGACCGGCCCCAAUGGCGCAACCGCGGGGAUUUCCUCAUGGUGCUGAUGGGCUACGCGAUCGGCAUCGGCAACCUGUGGCGGUUCCCCUUUCUGUGCGGGAAGCACGGCGGCGGCGCUUUUGUGGUUGUGUACUUGGUCUGCUUGUGUCUCUGCGCGUUUCCGCUUUUCUUCCUGGAACUGGUGAUCGGGCAAAUCUAUCAGACGGGCCCGGUCCAGUGUUUCCGGGCGCUGAACAAGAGGUUUGAGGGUGUCGCCUACAUCGCCGCCUGGAUGAACGUGUGGAUAUUGGGAUACUACCAGAUGGUCAUCGCCUGGGCGUUGGUUUUCUUCUGCCGGAGCUUCGGAUGGUAGGAGCUGUUGGUGCCUUGAAAAUAGAAAUUCUGAUUCACAAUAAACUUGCAGCGUAGAAGAUAACUGAAGGAAGCAGCUUCUAUCUUGUUCUUCGAUUCAGCAUUGGCCGUUCUUUGCGGUGUCUCACCAUCAGAAGUGCGAGCUGCAAGGGCGGGGCGCGCACUCUUCAAAUUCAAAAUUCUGCACUGUGGAUAUGAAAAAUAAACGAACAUCUAAAUAUCAAUUUGUGAAUUACAAUGACAGGGCGUCCGAGGUUCCCUGGUCAGACGCAGACACGAAGGACUACUUUGAGGACGACGUGUUGCAGAAGGCGGACUCCUUUGACGCCUACAAGGCCUACAAUUGGCAGGCGCCGGCGCACUUGCUGUUCGCCGUGAUUGGCGUCUGGGUAAUCACGUAUCUGUGCCUCGUGAAGGGGAUCCACAGUGCGGGGAAGGUCGCGUACUUCACCGUCAUCAUGCCCUUCGUUUUGAUCACGAUUCUGCUGAUCAAGGCCGCGUCGCUCGAGGGUGCGGGCAACGGAAUCGCGUACUAUCUGAAACCGAAGCUCGAGUACAUCUUUCGUCUCGACACGUGGUCCGCAGCGUGCGGACAAAUUCUCUUCUCGCUGUCCCCCGCCACCGGCGCGGCGAUCGCCCUCGCGAGCUACAACCCGCCGAACUACUCGCACUUGCUGUCCGAUGCGUUGCUGAUCACCGUUAGUAACUCCGGGUUCUCCAUUUUCGCCGGCUUUGUCGUGUUUUCCGUGUGCGGCAACCUGGCGUUCGCCGAGAAUACGACCGUGGAAGCCGUGGCGCAGGAGGGCGCGGGCCUGACCUUCGUCGUGUUUCCACGGGCAUUAGCGCAGAUGCCCACGAUCUUUUCCUGGUUCUUUUUCUUCACUUUGGUGCUGCUCGGGCUGGACAGCAGUUUCGCAUGGGUGCAGACUUUGGUUACCUAUGCCAUGGACCAUUUUGCAACCGCGAGCGAAACGAGGAUAAAGAAGGCGCUGUCCUCCUUGCGGGAAGAGGGAGGGAUUUCUGCAAACAGCGCGUCAGUAGAACAAGCACCGAAUGUCGGCCUUGACUCGACUUCGAGAAAUGCGGGUAGCAAUCCGCAAAGUAUGUGGAAAAGCAUAGUCCAUCGCUUCGGAAGCAGUGCCCGGAACAACACAAAUCGCAGCAAUGCAGAUGCGCUCGACGAGGAAACACGAUCCACUUCUGCCAGUCACCUCCGCGAGCGCGUCACCGGCUUGAUUUGCCUCUUCUUGGGGCUCACAAGUUUGGUCUACGCGAGUCGAAAUGGCGUGUACAUGCUGGAAACGGUAGACCACUUUGCGCCAACGUACUGCUUGCUCUUCUCUGCUUUUCUAGAGUUCAUUCUCUUCGGCUACGUGGUGGGCGUAGAAAAGACGCACUGCCUCAUCGUAGAUGCGUGCUGCCGGAACGAAGCAAGUCAGCAGAACCGGUUAUCGAGUUUUAGCAAUGCAACGUCGCCAAACGCAGGUGGGACCGGUCCGGAGAAUGUAGUUCCAGCAGCCGAGCGAACUUUAGAAGCAGAACAACAGGGCUCCUUAUUUCCACCGAAGUUGGAGACGUUUCUUUUGAACAAUCGGAGAAUACUCGCCGUGUGCAUUCGUUAUGUCGGUCCGGUGUUGACUGGAGGCCUGCUACUCGCUCUUUUCAUCACGGAUGUGUUCCUGCGACCGCCGAAGUCUGGAUGGCUGGAACUGAUCGGGUGGAGCACGGCGAUGGGGCCAAUCGUCGGAUUCUUCCUGCACGCGUAUCGCGACGAGAUCAAGGUCUUGUACAGGGAGUUUUUGGCGAAGACGGACGAUAGUGAUACCGCUAGCAAGGAGGGUAAAAAGCGAUCAAGUAGCAUGCCGCCAGCGUCACCUGCACUGCAGACGACCGGAGAUUUAUUCGCAGGCAGCGGGAGGGUCUAAGGUCACAGGGACCACAGUAGUUGUAAAAAAAUGAACUUGGACAAUUUCUAUCGUUUGUGUUUCAAUACAUAAUGAGUCCACAACAGCAUGGUCGCGCUCUGCUGCAAAAAUGACAACGAAAGAUUUUGUAAUUUUAUUAUAUCUAAUUCUAAUUCUAAAUGAAUCUAUCAAUCAAUCUCUGUACCGCUGGAUUAGCUGCUUGGCUAAUCAAAAUCGAAGGGGGCACGAAAACACG